Molecule: messenger RNA, 1191 nt
Organism: Mus pahari (shrew mouse)
Lineage: Eukaryota; Metazoa; Chordata; Mammalia; Rodentia; Muridae
Product: tear acid lipase-like protein
Exons: 9
Coding region: 1-1191 (396 amino acids)
Biological process (GO): sterol metabolic process
Cellular component (GO): intracellular membrane-bounded organelle
Molecular function (GO): sterol ester esterase activity
Source: RefSeq, a predicted model, not a curated record
AUGUGGAGGCUAUUAAGAACAAUGUGUUUUGUUCAUGCAAUUGGAAGUAUAUUUUGUGUUUUGGAAGCCAAACCGAAGAAUCCUGAAGCUGACAUGAAUGCUACUGAAAUAAUUUCCCGUUGGGGCUAUGAAAGUGAAGAACAUGAAGUUAUGACUAAGGAUGGUUACCUCCUCUUAAUUUUCAGGAUUCCAUAUGGGAGGAAUGAAAGAAGGGAUUCAGCCACAAAGCCAGUCGUGUAUUUGCAGCAUGGAUUGCCUGUAUCUGCUGAUUACUGGGUUCUUGACCCUCCCAGUAACUCCCCAGCCUUCCUUCUGGCAGAUGCUGGCUUUGAUGUGUGGCUGGGGAACAGCAGGGGCACUAACAAUGCCAGGAAACAUGUGCACCUAGACCCAGAUUCUGAAGAAUUCUGGGCUUUCAGUCUUGAUGAACAAAUAGCAAAUGACCUCCCAGCCACCAUUGAUUUCAUUUUGAACAAGACAGGACAAGCACAACUUUACUAUAUUGGCCAUUCCCAGGGCGUCUAUCUUGCCUAUGGGGCAUUUGCAACAAACCCACAACUGGCCCAGAAGAUCAAAACCAACUUUGCCCUGGCCCCUGUUGUGCUGACCAAGAAUCUGAGAGGUUUCUUUCACUUAGUUGCAUAUGUUGACCCAAUGCUGUUCAAGAUUCUGUUUGGUAAAAAGGAUGUAUUCACCAAGUCAGAUGAAAAAAAUAUCCUUUUGUUCUUCUGCCCCUCGAAGAAAAUUGCAGCAUGUAAUAAUCUUUUUACUCUGAUGUUCGGAUACAACUCCCAGAAUUUAAAUGAGAGUCGUCUUGAUGUAUAUAUUGCACAUAUUCCAACAGGAACUUCAGUUCAAAGUAUACUUCAUUUUUCUCAGGGUAUCUAUUAUGGUGUAUUUGAAGCAUAUGACUUCGGCAGUAAAUCUGUAAAUAUGGAGCACUACAAUCAGUUUCUUCCUCCAAGAUACAAGAUAGAAGACAUGAAAGUCCGAACUGCUAUGUGGAGUGGAGGGCAAGAUAUUCUGGGAGAUCCCAAAGAUGUUAAAAAACUGGCAGACAGAACUCCCAAUUUAGUUUAUCACAAGCAGAUUCCUCACUAUGCUAAUAUUGAUUUUAUAUUGGGUAAUGAUGCUAAUAGAGAAGUUUAUAAAGAAAUCAUUGAAUUCAUCAAUAAUGAUCAAUCAGAGUAA